GGAAGUCAACCUUGCCCUUCACAAACAUCCAGUAUCGUGCUUGCCGAAGACUUUUUUACUAAACGAAGAGAUAUUUUCCUGACUUGUAGUUGUAGAAGAGACGAUCAGCAAUCCACUGCUGUGUUUUUAUCAUAAACAAUCAUCACAAAUAGACAACAAAUAGACAACAAAACAAGUUAACAAAACAAUGGCAACUAAUGAUGUUUUAACUUUCUAUCAGUGUGUUGUAUGCGAUGAAAUUUUUAAACAAAAUAAUGAUUUAGAAAAACACAAUAAGAUACAUGUUAAAGAAGAGAAAACUGAUGAUGUAGAUGAAUAUUGUCAUGUUAAAGAAGAGAAAACUGAUGAUGUAGAUGAAUAUUGUCAUGUUAAAGAAGAGAAAACUGAUGAUGUUGAUGAAUAUUGUCAUGUUAAAGAAGAGAAAACUGAUGAUGUAGAUGAAUAUUGUUGUGCUAAAGAAGGGAAAACUGAUGAUGUAGAUGACUAUAGUAAUGUUACAAAAGAGAAAACUGAAGAUGUCGAAAGUGUUUAUCAGUCUGAUUUGUGUUAUCAAAAAUUUAAAUCACAAACAAAUUUAGAAAGGCAUCAGAAAUUGUAUGUUAGUAAGCAAAGACAAACCGUCAAAAGGGAUUAUAAAUGUGAUGUUUGUAGUAAAUCAUUUAGUAACAAUAGUAAUUUACAGCACCAUAAAAAGAUUCAUACCGGUGAAAAACCUUAUGAAUGUGAUGUUUGUAGUAAAUCAUUUAUUCAGAAAGGUAAUCUACAGGUACACAUGAAAAUUCAUACAGGUGAAAAACCUUAUAAGUGUGAUGUUUGCAGUAAAUCAUGUAGUCACAAAAGUAAUCUACAGAGUCACAUGAAAAUUCAUUCUGGCGACAAGCCUUAUAAGUGUGAUGUUUGUAGUAAAUCAUUUACUCAUAUUUAUUCUCUGCGGAUACACAUCAGAACACACACAGGUGAAAAACCCCAUAAAUGUGAUGUUUGUGGUAAAUCAUUUUCUGAAAGAAGUAAUCUACAGAAUCACAUAAGAAUUCAUACUGGGGAGAAGCGUUUUAAAUGUGAUGUUUGUAAUAAAUCAUUCAUCCAGAAUUAUAGUCUACAGCUCCACAUGAGAAUUCAUACAGGUGAAAAGCCUUAUAGAUGUGAUGUUUGUGGUACAUCAUUCAGUGAUAGCACAUAUCUACAAACACACAUGAGAAUUCAUACUGGUGAAAAACCAUUUACGUGUGAUGUUUGUAAUAAAUCUUUCCUAGCACGAGGUAGCCUAAGUAGGCAUGUGAGAAUUCACACGGGGGAAAGGCCAUAUCAGUGUGAUGUUUGUAAUAAAUCAUUUACCCAGAGGUGUAAUCUACAGAUACAUGUCAGAAUCCAUACUGGAGAAAAAAUGUGAUGUUUGUUGUAAAUUUCGCCUGUCCAACCUCGUGGGUUUUCUCCGGGUCCUCCGGUUUCCUCCCACUGCUAAAGACCCCUACGCGCAAGCGAAAUAUGGAAAUAAAAUUAAACCAUAUGUUAGUCCCGAAAUGACCUAGUUUGUGUCGAGUGGAUGUUAAACCCCAUUUCUCUCUCUCUCUCUUGUUGUAAAUUAUUUCGACAGAAUGGUAGGCCUACUCUUGAACUUGGGAACGCGAACAGGAUAGAAAACUUAAAAUGAAAUAUUUUCAGGAAAUCAUUUCAUCACAUGUGGUCUUGGCUAUGAAUGUAACUCAGUAUUUUUUUCCAUUGUCAGAGGUGCUGGAUUGAAAUAGCAUUAAGUUGUAAGAUAGGACUAAACACAUAAAUUCCAUGUCUCUAACUUAAUAUCAUCCACCAAAGUCUUCAACAUUGAAAACAAAAAUUAUUUGUCAAUUUAAAUUAACAUUGAUAUUGUGAUCUUAUCGGGAAAAGAUGGAUUUCUGAGAGAGAGAAAUGGGGUUUAACAUUCACUCAACACAAACUAGGUUAUUUCGGGACCAACACAUGGUUCAAUUUUAUUUCAAUAAUUCGUUUGCGUGUAGGGGUCUUUUAGCAGUGGGAAAAAUCCCACAAGGUUGGACAGAUGACCCUAAUCUUUGUCACGUACAACUGGGAAUCGAAACCAUGCCAGUUGUCUCAAUGACAGACCUUAUGAUACAGCCUGCACAUGCUAACCAUUCAGCCAUCCAACCCCCCAACAGUUGACUCGAAGAACGAGGCUAAACAUAUUCCACAAGGCAUGCCAAACGGUGACGACAUAUUCUAAUCUAGAGUGCAUGCACAAUAAAUACUAUCGGUGUAGACUAGAAUAAUCAGAUGGUAAAGAUUGCCAUAGGAUUGAGACUUCUGGCGUAUUUCGCCGAACAUAACCGAUUUGAAAUUAGAGUAAAAACGGAAACGAUUGAAUGUAAAUCAGUUUUUAUAUAUUCAUAUUACAUUAUUAUAUCUGUUUUAACCCAUUUGUGUCAAUUUCCAGGUCCUAAAUAUUAGAGUGCAUGCACAAUAAAUAUUAGUGAUUUAGCUCCUUUAAUUGACUGUUAUUGUUUGUUGGGUCCAUGGGUGAUAACAUAGAUAAUGUGUCUUAUUUUUAUGGGCCGUGGAUCACGGUGGCUAAGUGGUUAAGACGCUGGCUCGCUAGCCUGGAGGUCAGGUGUUUGAUCCCUGCAUUGGCCGAGAAAGUUCAUUCAGAUUUUCCGCCGUGGUUUCCCCUUGUCAGUGAUGCAGGACGGAGGGCCGGACAAGGAAAGCUGUCUAGUCUUUCGGAUGAGACGAAAAACCAAGGUCCCGUGUAUACAUUGGAAUGCACAUAAAAGAUCCCUUGGCAGUUGGAAUUUGAUAUAAGAGUAGGCGAUAGUGCCGCUGCCCGGGCAAAAUUUCCCUCAUAGCACACUGUAUGGCGUAUGCCCAUCUUCAUUAGCCCAGUAUAGGAGCAGAACAGU
Molecule: messenger RNA, 2891 nt
Organism: Patella vulgata (common limpet)
Lineage: Eukaryota; Metazoa; Mollusca; Gastropoda; Patellidae
Product: zinc finger protein 664-like
Exons: 2
Coding region: 188-1390 (400 amino acids)
Biological process (GO): regulation of transcription by RNA polymerase II
Cellular component (GO): transcription regulator complex; PcG protein complex
Molecular function (GO): RNA polymerase II cis-regulatory region sequence-specific DNA binding; DNA-binding transcription factor activity, RNA polymerase II-specific
Source: RefSeq, a predicted model, not a curated record